Molecule: messenger RNA, 1335 nt
Organism: Exophiala xenobiotica
Lineage: Eukaryota; Fungi; Ascomycota; Eurotiomycetes; Chaetothyriales; Herpotrichiellaceae
Exons: 2
Coding region: 293-1051 (252 amino acids)
Biological process (GO): protein dephosphorylation
Cellular component (GO): cytosol
Molecular function (GO): protein tyrosine/serine/threonine phosphatase activity
Source: RefSeq, a predicted model, not a curated record
UCGGAGACCGUAGGAUAUGACCUCAGCAAACAUGCUUUCACUACGACGUUUCAUCGUUCCAAGAUACAUUGGCCCAGGAAGCGGUCGGUGCAAUCUUGAUCUUAAAUGAUGAUGCUGCCGGGUUUGUUUCCAUGCUUCAGCUACAACACGUUCAAGAUGUCGUGGAUAGUGCAAAUUCGUCAUGAAAGCUGCUCGAGCAACAAAAGGGCAAAACCAUCCAAGGUGACUGUUGCCGUACCUCUAUACUAGCGUGGCUGUAAUUGCUGUCCGCCUUGUGCGGUAGGUGUUCAAAAUGUUGGCUCUAGCACUCACACCCACGACGCGUCGCUCACGACACGACAACAUAACAAAUGGGAUGGGCAAAGUGUGUUCCAAGUCGAGACUCCUUCCGCCUACAAAGCCUAAGAGGAUGAGCAAUCCUGAGCAGGCUUCAGCGCCUUCGACUACCACCGCACCGCUUAUCCCAGACAAAAUCAUGCCUGGUUUAUAUGUCUCCGACAUCCACACCGCUCGUGCAGUGUUGAGUCCCAAUUACCCGUCACCCAAUCGACCAGAAAUCAAAUAUGUCCUGUCUGUGAUCGACAAACCUGAUCGGCAACCAAAAGUCACCCCGGGAGAUGAGUCAAAAUUUGUGCUCAAAUUUGUCAGUCUGCGUGACAGCGUCACCGACGAUCUUCUAGAGGUGCUAGAAGAGGCUUGCGACUUCAUUAGAGACAGUCUGAAGAGCAACGAUGGUGGAGUACUCGUGCAUUGUGCCAAGGGCGUCUCUCGGUCUGCGUCUGUUGUUAUUGGAUUCGUUAUGGAAGACAUGGACCUUGAAUAUGACACAGCCUUGCGCUAUGUCCGUCAGGGCCGCUCAAAGGUGAAACCCAAUCCUGGCUUCGAAGCGCAACUGCAAUUAUGGCGGCGGCUGGAAUACAGCAUCUACGAAAAGGACGGCGUUAGACACAAGGAGGAGUAUGUUAUCUGGAAAGCAAACAAUGAGGAGGCAAUCAAGAACCUGGCACUGAAGGAUACGGACCCACACGCUGGAAAGUCCAAGAAGUAUUGAAGAACUAAUCGGAGGGCCUGCCGAAGAUCUUUUUGCAUAGCGCCUGGCGUUGAAAUCGGACCGGUUGGUUUAUGAAUGGACAAGAGACGGAGCUGCCAUUGUCCUGCUUGUAUGCAAUGCUGGAUCACGAGCUGCUGUACAGCAAGACAUUCUUUCGUUGGAAAGCAGGAGCAGAGAAGACAGGUCUGCAUGGUGAGGCCUCAGAAUCCAGAGGCGGCCAUUCUGCUGCAGGCUGACCACGAGAUACUGCGCACAGAUGCUCGAGGCUCGGCAGACGAAUUUCC